Molecule: messenger RNA, 549 nt
Organism: Rotaria sp. Silwood2
Lineage: Eukaryota; Metazoa; Rotifera; Eurotatoria; Philodinida; Philodinidae
Source: the annotation of a GenBank genome assembly
AUGUUUGACAAUAACAUUGAUAUGACAAGUAAUACAACAGUUUCUGGAGUUACAGUUUUAUUAAGAAAAUAUCCAAUAACAUAUUAUUUUGUUCCUUUUUAUGCAAUACUUUUUCUUAUUGGAACAUUUGGAAAUGGUUUGGUAUUUAUAAGUAUUCUUCGUUCAUAUCGUCUUCGUACUGUGACCAAUACUUAUUUACUCAAUAUAGCUGUAGCUGAUUUUCUUCUUCUUUUAAGUAUACCAUUUCUUAUCGUUACAAUUCUUGCUAAUGGAUGGAUAUUUGGACAAGUAUUAUGUAAAAUGUAUUAUAAUUUUAUUCAUAUUAAUCAAUAUGUAAGUUCAUUAUUAUUGGCUGCUUUAUCAUUCGAUCGAUAUCUUGCUGUAUGUCGUCCAAUUCAAGCUAUUGAAUUUCGAACAAGAACAAAAUGUGUCUUGAUUAUAGCAGGAUGUUGGCUUAUUUCUGUUCUUUUUCUUUGUCCAACAUGGGUAUUUGCAACUGUCACAUCCGAAAGAUAUAUUGUUUGGUAUGGAUAUCAAGUACAGAAGUAA